Messenger RNA from Ustilago hordei, 1188 nucleotides. RefSeq lists its product as uncharacterized. The transcript has a single exon. The record is from RefSeq and is a predicted model, not a curated record. Lineage: Eukaryota; Fungi; Basidiomycota; Ustilaginomycetes; Ustilaginales; Ustilaginaceae. Gene Ontology annotation, biological process: maintenance of rDNA; regulation of exit from mitosis. The coding region runs from base 1 to 1188 and encodes 395 amino acids.
AUGGCCAGCUACCCUUCUUCGCCGGCACCAUCGCCGGGCUCGCCAGCCUACCGCAAGGGUGUUGCGUUUGGUCAGCCCGGUUGGCGUGCUUCCCGCGCUUCUAGAGGCCGGGCAAGCUUGGUCGACUCACCAUUGCAACGAAACAUUGCAUCAAGAUCCGCAUCACCAUUCGUUCGAGGAGGUACACCAUCCUCUGUGCAGGGCACUGCUUCUCCAUUUCUUAGAUCGACACCUCAGCUAGACGUCCAAGGCGCACUUACAUCAAGCUCCUCAGACGUCUUCUCACCGCAAGUCGGGACUCCUGCACAUCUUGCACCAAGCUACACACAAGCCCUCGAAGAUGAUGUUCCAGUCACGCCCGUUCGCGCAACUCGUAAACGCUUUAUCCGCAAACGCCCCCUCCUUGAGCGCAUCCAGCAAUGGCCUGUGGACACAUACUACAGGCUCACAUCAUCCAUCCUCGACCUGGAAGAACAGCUCUUCGCCGAUCAAGCAGGCAAUAUACUAGGCAUUCUUCUCCAUUUGCUCUCAUUCACCGGCCUUCUUUUCUCCCCUGAGUCAAGCCUCGGCUCAUGGCUAAUGAACAAACCCUGCCACCGACGAGCACAGAACCCAGCAAUAGCAUACGAGUACCUAGUCAACCACACUGGCGACGAAUACGCCAUGGCAGAUGCACUCAAACGUCAUGCACGCAAGUCAGCCGUCUACCAGGCCUCGGAUCGAUUCUUUCGCUUUGCUUCGCUUACCCUCUUCCUUCUCAUCUCGGUCACUUCCUGCGUCAAUGCUUGGAUCUUCUUCACCAAGCGUCGCACCUAUCAGUUCUGCUCGCAGCCCAAACCAGGGGACCCGACAAGCUCAAGCGUAGACAGCAAGCAUGGGAUACGUCAGCUGUCCAUGUGGGACCCGAGUCCCUACACGCUGAAUCUCUUCGCGACUUUUUCACCGGCUCAUGCGGUGAUCUACCCUGCAGCCGCAUUGAUUGAUAUGGGCGCAUUCGAAUGGUUCGUGUUCGUGUUUCUGGUCGUAGCUGUAUCAGGACCGUUGCAUUUGACUCUGCAUCAGUAUCAGCAGUUGGUGAAGGAUAAGGGUGUGUUACAAGCAGCAGUGUUGACAGAGUAUAACGAGAAGUAUGUCUAUCCAAGGGCAACGCCAGUCGUUCGCGAUCAGGCGACUCAGACUGAUUGGUGA